UUAGAGAGCCAGUCGACCGGCGUCCUGCGCCGUGGGAUAUCGCGCGCGCGUCACGUGUCCGCUCGCCGCCCGCCACCACAGCCACCGGUGCCCACGGGUCUCGCGCGUGCCUCAGAUACGCGUGUGUCACCAUCGCCGCCACCGUGUUCGCAAUCGUUUUGCGUCGCGUCCCCGUCGCACGGCUGUGUACCUACGUCUCCUGCAACCAACUCGACCAGCCCCAGCCGCAACCAGUCCGCGGCCGCAGUCGCGCCCGAUACAACACGCACUCGUCACCGUCAUCCCGAGUACACCCAGUAAAUAUUUCAAAAUGAUUUUGUGUGGCACUACUGAAAGAAAAAAUCAUUUGCCAACUAUCAAACAAAACGGCUCAGGAGAUGCAUAAUGAGUCACUGAAUUUAUGGUUAUUUUAGAUUUGACUUGGUAACCUAAAUAUUAAAGAUGACGACGCCUGUUUUUGUCUCGUCGAGGGUAAGGGAAAACGCAUCGAACAAUAACGGACAAUUCAAUCGAGCGUCACAACGCAUAUUCAUUACACCCGCAGUAGCGGCGCCGGAUACCACUAACAAAGGAAAGACUAAUCAUGCGACAACACAGGCAAACAUAAACUCAGAGUCAAUGGAGUCGGAAGAGAGUAAAAAACAAGGGCCUAAAACUCGGAGCCAGCAAUUCUAUUCAAAACAAGAUAUUGUGGAACAGUACUGCCUGAGCGAUAAGCAAUUACAAGUGUUAAACAGGGUCAGACAACCACCAGCAUUGUUCGGAUGUAUAUCCAGUCACAGAGAAUCUUAUUGUGGUCCUCGGAACUCGCCAAACCUACUGACCGCGUGCGUUCGUCGUCGAAUACCCAGCGACGAGAACCUACACGACCUUUACAAGCGACUUCCGGCAGACUGUGCCCCGUAUCCACGAUGGUCUCGGUACCAUCACUGCCAUCCUGACGUGUUCCCUGUACAUCACUGCCAUCAAUUGAACGUGGCUGAAGCACCAUUGCCAACAUGUCAACGUUCCCCGGCCGCCAGACGACAUAAAUGUUGGCCUCCCGAAGAAGAGGAAUAUCCACACAGAACGUGUCAUUCUGCGUGCCAUGGACGAGCUACUGGAUGCGAUUAUCCUGAAUUUCACCACUGUGCACCUCAUUACUUACCUCCGCCUCCUCCACCACCGCCAUCUACAUCCAGAAUGAGACACGUUAGUUUUGCCAGGUCACACACGGUAACGUCAUUUGACAAUGUCUCUUUAAAAUCAGCUAAUAGCAGCAAAUCUUUAGAAAGAUUAAUUGAUGGAAGAAAAACACCAGAACCUGUCUGUCCAGUCGAAUCCCCAAAAGUUAUCGUAUUAGAAAAAGUAAAACGAGCUCAAAAGGUUCAAGCUACCCAAACGGAUGGAGUAAAAUCUAUUAGUCCAGGAACACCACAUAAAACUAAAUUAGUUUCGCAGAAAACGUCCUCGAAAAAAAACCCUCAACCACACGAAUCUCCAAAAUCAGUUGUCAGGCCUCCAGAACCUUGUAAUAAUGAAAUAUUAAUUGACUUCGAGCCCAAAGACCCACCGAUUCGGAAAAGAAACAAAACUCUAUUGCAGAAAACUGUGUCAGAUGGUGAAAUUUUAAUAGGCGAGAUAAUAAGGAGUAGAAGUCGAGAAGACGUGGAAGCAUCAGUGUCUGAUGGUGAACAAUGCUAUAAAAAUCUAGUAGCUUCUUCAUGUACUGCCGAAGGUUCUUUAGAAAAUUUUCACGAAAACGAAAUUAUUCUUUGUGAAGGAUUUUAUAAAUCUAAAAGUAAUAUUUGUUUAUCCGACUCGCCAAGUACAUAUAGAGUUAAAACACCAUCGUCUUCAAAUGAACAUGAACCAAGUGAUUUAUCCCAAGCUACUGUCUUGCAGUUUGAAAAUGUAUCUAAGAAAACUAAGCUGAAAGACGACUAUCCGUGUGAUGUAGUUCAAAAAAAAAUUAUAAGAUACACCGAUUUACCAUUAAAAUCUUCAGACUUAAUCGAACAAGGAAAUACUCAUAGCAAUGCAUUAACUAAUAGCCCCGUGGUCCUAGAGCCAUCAGAAAUUUCAACUUCUACUGAGGACUAUGUAACAGCCACAGAUAGUGCAUCUUAUACCACUACCCCUACUCAAGGUCCUUCAAUUACAAGUAGUUCGUUCGACAGUGAGUCGUCCAAAUAUAGCUUGCCUCAUCCUAUUUUUGACCACGACACUGCAAUUGAUCCAACUGAUCCGAUUGAUGAAGAACUUGGAGACGGUGAAGACUCAAGUGAUGACGAAAGCAGUACUUCCGGAAGUUACAGCGUGAAGUGCAGUAUAGAGGAUAAUAGGAGUUCUGCGUCAUCAGACGAGAAUACAAGAAUAAGACCGAAAUCCAUCUUAAAAUUGGCUAAAUCUAUACCAAAAAGCAAGUCUAUAAAUGUAGAAGAACCGAAUCCAAAUAACUCAAAUAGUCCUAAUCUAACAUCAAAUAAUCGUACUACAACCACAAGUCAAACAGAUGUUCUUGACUCAAAUUUAAUUAAAAAAUUGAUGGGUAAUGGCUUUGCGACUAAAAUAUCGGUACCUGUCUACUCUUCAGAUGAAUCUCUGAAAAGUGCAGAACAACGCAGAAGACCAAGUCCAAGACGAAAAAGUAUAGGCGCUAUGACAUUUAUUAACUCUAUCGAUAAAAAAACUCCAGCAAUAAAUAAACCAGAAAAACGAAGAGAAUCACUUCCAGAAAUAAAUUUACUUGGAACACCACAAAACGCUCUUGAUAAAACGGAAAAAUCAAAAACUGAAUUUAACUUUGAUGACAAACCUCAAUGUACUUUAUCAUCAAAAGUAUCUCAAAUUACUUAUUUAUCUCAAACUAAUAACUUAAACUUGAAGACAGUGAGUGCAGAGUCUUUGCGUUCUAUUAGCCCAGGGAGUGAUUCUGUUUUCUACAGUGAUCCGUGCAAUAGAGCGUCAUUAUCAUCUAGAUGUACGCGAUGCAAUAAUGAGGUUGAUAUAGAUUAUGCUAACAACACAAACAAUGAAGUCAUAGACAUUGUUAAGCCACCUGAAGGAUUUGGUGAUUCUCCAGAAGAACCCCCAUCCACACCUUUAAGACAACUGACAAAACGAUAUCGGUCAGAAGAAAGAAAAAAAAAUAAUAGGUCAGAACACACUCGAGCAAAAUCAGAAGAAAGAGUGAAAAAUCACAGAGAAAGAGAAAGGCCAAUGACUAGAUCUACUGAUGUAAGUAUGGAAAAAUUAAAUGGAAGCAGCUCUAGUCUUCAUUCUGACGACGAUGAUUGGUCAGGUAUCUACACAACACCAUUUACUUCAUUUUCGUGGGUAUACAUAGACGAAGUAGAAGAGUUUUAUGUAUGGAAGAAACCUUCUGAUUUACCAGACAUUAAGUGUUCACCGGUAUUGCAACGAAGAGAUUCUAUUGAAUCCACAUGUUCAGAACAUGAAUUCCGAGUUAAAUAUCAGACAAUCACGCACAGAAUGGUACAUAGAAAAUCCAGUUUAGAAAUGUUCAAAAGACUUGCUUCGAAAUCAUUUGAUAGUGACAAGCGCUUAAUGGUAAAACGUGAAUCUGGAGAAUUUGGUUUUCGCAUUCAUGGAGCAAAACCAGUAGUAGUAUCCGCUAUUGAAACGGGAACGGCCGCAGAAAAUUCUGGUCUCAAAGUAGGUGACAUAAUCAUCAGCAUCAAUGACAUGUGCGUCCUUGACGCAUCACACUCGGAAUUUGUCAACGUAGCGCACAGUGGUUCCGAUGUCUUGGAACUAGAAGUAGCCAGAACCUGUGAUAUAUUAACGCCACAAAUCGAUCCCUCUGUGAUUGACAAACGCAUUGUCUUAGCAAGUAUACUCUGGAAAUUUAGCAUCGGAACAAAAAAAAUGAAAAACUGCUGGCAACCCAGAUAUUUUUGUCUUAAGACCGACAAUUGUCUCUACUACUAUAAGUCAGCGUCUUUGAAACGAGAUAGACAUCCUUUGGGAGCACUUAAUCUCAAAGGAAUCACCGUAGUCAAGACAUCGGAAACGGGGAGACUGUACAGCUUUCGCUUGGAAAGGAAAGACCACAAGAAAACCAGAUUACACAUAGCUGCAAAUAGUGCAGAAAAUGCUGAACGAUGGAUCGAAGCAAUUAGCGAAGCCACCAAAUGUCAAUCGAUGGAAUGGCUCAAUGAAAAUAAUCUAAAAUCCGUGGUCACUAUCGAUCCGGAAUCGGACUGCCAGGGUUUCCUCUCCACGUUAGUACACCACUGUGGAAAAUCAUGGAAGAAGUAUUAUUGUGUUCUCAAAGAUGCUAGACUGUACUUUUUUGUAGAUAGCGUGACCCGAUUCGCUAACGGUAUGGCUUGUCUGCAUGGUUACAAAGUACAGAGUUCCGUCAACGCUAGCAUACGAAAAUUUGCGUUCGAGCUUAUACCACCCGAUUUGUCGUUCAGAUAUUUUUAUUUUUAUACCGAUACUGAAGUGGACAAAAAAAAAUGGAUAGCUGCUCUAGAGUACAGUAUAGAACGAUGGAUAAAUGUUUCAUGAUAAAAAUAGUUAAACCAUUUAUUUACAUUUCCAUCGAAUCAAUUACAUUUAUGGCUGUAAAAUGAAGCCGGCUUGUGAUAUCAUUAUUAAAUUUAUUUUUGGACCAUUACAACAACAUAAACAACGUAUAAAGAUUUACUUUUAUUUAAUAAUACAUUAAUAGUUUUUAUUUAUAAUUAGUUUAUGGCAAAAAUAUAUUUUAUCUAUAUUUGAUCGAGUUACGUUUACGUAGCUAGUCUUUUCUUAGUAUCUGUUUUAAUUUCAGAACAUCGAGUUUAAUGCCCAUAUUAUGUGCUUUUCAAUUGUCAUUAGUUUUAAUUAGCACAUAAUAUGUUAUGUUUUAAGUCUAACACACCAAAAUACAAAUUGCAUAACAUUUAGUAGAUGUUAUAAAUAUAUUUUGUUUAAAAAUAAAAAUAAAAAAACGUAAGAUGUAAACUUGUG
Messenger RNA from Sipha flava (yellow sugarcane aphid), 4962 nucleotides. RefSeq lists its product as uncharacterized. The record is from RefSeq and is a predicted model, not a curated record. The coding region runs from base 442 to 4518 and encodes 1358 amino acids. NCBI's taxonomy places the organism in Eukaryota, Metazoa, Arthropoda, Insecta, Hemiptera, Aphididae. The transcript is spliced from 27 exons. Gene Ontology annotation, molecular function: protein binding.